UCUAUUUAUACCGAAUAGAGUCAGUGUGUAAACAGAUCAAUUACGUCUGGCACUUGUAAAAUCAACGCUUGAUAUUAUUUGUGCACAGAACAAGUAACAAAAAGCAUCUAUCGGUUUUUGGAAAGCCACCUGCGAGGUCAUACAGUGAAACUAUAAGCACACACCGAAGGUGCACACGGAAGGGGCUGGUAUCUACGGUUCUUCCGGUUUGAUGCAAAAUGGACAAAGAUGAGAAAAUAAUGGAAGGAUGGCUAAUAUAAAAACAGAAUUAAGGAAAAGAUAAAGCAUGGCAUCGCCACCCAAUGAUAGUGACAUAAUCUGUCCUCUAUGUAACGGUGCGUAUAAAAACCCUAAAUUGCUGCCAUGCUUACAUACAUAUUGCCAGGACUGUCUUGUCAAUCAGUUGAAAACUUCGAACAAUCUAGGAAACAUCACAUGUCACACCUGCAAAGAAACCCUUCAGCUUCAAGAGGAAUCAAUCUCAAAUUUAAAAUCGAACACAAAGAUUUCGGCUUUGAUAAGAUUACAUAAAUUGAAGGCAAGUCGACACACGUGUGUAGUGUGCACUUACAGACAAAAGGAGGAGGACGCUACCAUGUAUUGCCUGGAUUGUGGAGAUAUGAUGUGUAAAGUUUGCUCAGGGCACCAUACAUUCACAAGACUGACCAUCAGUCAUCGGGUUGUGGAGUUAACAGACAUCACCUGUGGAACGCAUGACAAUUUCCUUUAUGAUAAAUUAUCAAGAUUGUGCAAUACUCACCCCGACAUGGUCAUAGAAUUCUAUUGUAAGUCGUGCACAGUCUGUCUCUGCGAGGACUGCUUACCAGAACACCAAAAACAUGAUCUGAUACGUCAAGAUAAAACAGACAGUAAAGGCAUAAUCAAGAAAGUGCAGGCGCUGUAUGAUGACUUAAAACUACGACAAUGUCAAGCACUGGAGCUACAAUCUUCAAUGGAAACGCAUAUUCGGGAGAUACACAGAAAAGAACUAGCUAUACCUCAAGCUAUUACAAAUUUCUGUAACGACAUCGGAGAUUUCAUCAAGCAAACAGCUCAACAUGCACAGGAUACAGCCGCGACUGAGUUGUUGGAAUCAAAACGUAAACUUUUGGCAUACAAGUCUACAACAGAUACAUUUGUGAACACUACUGCACCAAUGUAUGAUGUGUGUACAAAAUUCUCAUCACUAGAUCUCUUACACAGACUGCCUGUUGAAGAUAUAUUGAUUGAUAGGUUGACAUUACUGGAAACAAUUAAACCACCUUCAUUGCAAUUCAGCUGGAGAGACCUUAAUGUUGACUUGCAUAGUGCUAUGGCAGAUCCCGUGAAUCUUUUUAAGUUCUCAAAACCAAACUUUAAUUCAUCAAACACAGACCACGCAAUGGUGGUACAUGCAUCUACACCUGACGCAGCAGCACAGGACCCAUCUCAACUACCAAAGUCAAGUGCCGACGAUGUCAAAGAACAGAAUGAAAAGCAAACUCGCAAUGAUCAUAACAAAGUAGAGGAGCAGGUACAAGUGAAUACAUAUAAACCUGUAAGUGUGUUUCCGGUCAAAACAAUCACUGACGAAGUUAAGCCGAAAAUUACAUCUGUAGCGUGGCUAAGUAGUAGUUCAUUCGUUGUCAGUGAUAAAAACAACAAUAACAUUUCUGUAUACAACACAGACGGGAGUUGUCUUUGGAGUCAACCAGUGAAGAAUCCCUUGAGUGUUGCCUGCAUAGGAAAUGUGAUUGCAUGUUCUAGUAACAAUGACCUAAUGUUCUAUAAAAACAACCAGGUUCUCACCCGAGUAAAAACUAAAAUGAGUGCAAUGCGCGUGACAAAAACAACUGAUUCAUUGUUUCUGGUAGCAACACCGUCAGAAAACCGAAUGAAAACAUUUAACACAAACGGAGAAAAUGUUGGGGAAAUAACAGUUGAAGAAAACAUCAAAGUUAGUAUGCUUUCCAGCAACGGCAAAUUUCACAUCGCGUCAGAUUGGUCUGAGGGUUCCGUUGUUUUUAUUGAUAAAUAUUCAGGACGAGUAAUAAACCGGCAUUUCUUCAAUGACAAUAGAUGGGGACAUCCUGGGGCGACUUGUGCAGACAAUCAAUCAAUAUUGGUUGCUGAUUAUCAUAUGCAUGCAAUUCACGUGUUGUCGAAAGAAGAUGGAACACGUUUACAACACUGGUCUUUGAAACCGUCCAUCUAUCACCCUAUUGGUAUGUCGUUCCACAGGAGUGGUCGCCUACUGGUAGUGGGAGACUGCAAAAUAGCCAUAUACUCGAAAGCAUCCUAAACAGACGUGUUAAUAAUGACUAAUUUGAAAGAUUGCUACGAGUUUAAAGCCUGGAAGAAUGGCAUUGAAUCUAGGUUAAAUUUCAAAUUCGAUGAACGCAUAAUGUCGUGGGCCGCAUUUGGUGCUUGAAACACGUAUCGUUGUAGUGUGUACAUACCGUUGUGUUGUAGGGUUCCAUAACAUUUUACUUUAAUGUUCAUUUUAUUCCGUUCCUAGUUUUGUCGCUUUCUGACUGUGAGAUUCGGUUUAGUUCGUUCUAUUGCAAUUUCUGGUUGCGAUUUUUGGUUCCUAUUAACAACUCUUAAGUGGUAAACGUAAGAUUGUAAGCAGAGACAUACUGGUUUUGUAUGAUACUGGCGUAAAUUGAUGACUUCGUAAACUCAUCGUGAAUUGCCAAAUACAUGGAAUAAAUCAUGCACCAAACCAAAUCAUCAGCUUAGCUUCUUUUCUCAGCACCAAGAAUGAGUUCAUCUUGUUUUCACUUACCAACCAAUUUUAAACUUAGUGCUUAAUAUUUCAUAAACCUUAUAGCUAACCAGAACUAGGUAUAUAUUACCGAAUCUGGCUGUCCAUAGUACAGUAUAAUUUUUUAUCGUUAUCAAUCUGGGCCGUCGAUAUAACAGAUUAAAUAAAAAAAAACUUGGCGAAGACAUAAUGAACAUCUAGAAGUCAUAUCAUAUAUGCCAUAACAAACCAGGCCAGUUAUAGUACAAAUCUCGUUGACCAGGGCCAACUGGUCAUGAUAUCGUCCGGCAUUCGUUUCGGAGCAGUAUCUGACCUGCGUGAAACCUGCACGGGGAUGUACAGGGCAGUUUGUGUUUGAAUGUUUCUUGUGUCAGUGAACACAAUAUGUCAUUAUAUUUUUUAUUGAUUUUGAUUGAAUACAAUCUUAAUUGUGCAAUUGAGGCAGAUAAUUGAUUUGAUAUUAAAAUUGGCAAUAGGUGGAACAUUUAUCAAAUAAAGA
Molecule: messenger RNA, 3245 nt
Organism: Mizuhopecten yessoensis (Yesso scallop)
Lineage: Eukaryota; Metazoa; Mollusca; Bivalvia; Pectinida; Pectinidae
Exons: 3
Coding region: 287-2281 (664 amino acids)
Biological process (GO): positive regulation of DNA-templated transcription
Cellular component (GO): nucleoplasm; chromatin
Molecular function (GO): zinc ion binding; ubiquitin-protein transferase activity
Source: RefSeq, a predicted model, not a curated record